Molecule: messenger RNA, 939 nt
Organism: Candidozyma auris
Lineage: Eukaryota; Fungi; Ascomycota; Pichiomycetes; Serinales; Metschnikowiaceae
Exons: 1
Coding region: 1-939 (312 amino acids)
Source: RefSeq, a predicted model, not a curated record
AUGCUGAGACCUGCUUCCCACGCUGGAGCCUGGUAUAGCAGCGACGGCGGGCGCCUCCGUAGCCAACUUGCCAAAUUCUUUACGGCCGCCGCCUCCACCACGGGCCCUGUUCCUGGCGCUCGUGUGCUCGUGGGGCCCCACGCUGGAUACACAUACCUGGGCCCGAGAUUGGCAGAGACAUUUGCCGCAUGGGACACCUCCAAAGUGCGCCGGGUAUUUGUGCUAGGACCCUCGCACCACGUCUACUUCCGCAACAAGGCCUUGACGUCGCACUAUGCUCUGUACGAGACGCCCUUGGGGCCCUUGCCUGUAGACACUGAGGUGUGCGCCAAGUUGUGCGAGCUGACGCUGGGAGCGUUUGGGUACAUGCUGCUGGCGGUGGACGAGGAGGAGCACUCGUUUGAGAUGCACGCUCCGUUCAUCGUAUACCGGGCCCAGCAGGAGAAGGUGGAUGUGAAGAUUGUGCCAAUCAUGGUCAGUGGUCUCAACAAGGCCCUCAGAGAGAAAAUCGUGCAAGAGUUGAGUCCGUACUUUGCCGACGAGCAAAAUGCGUUUGUGGUGCUGCUGGACUUCUGCCACUGGGGCAGACGUUUUGGGUAUACCGAGUAUGUGCCAGGUAAGGACUUGGGCGAGUGCAGCGAGUACACUGAGAGCGUGGCGCGGGCGCCGGGCGCGAACAAGAUCUGGCAGAGCAUUGAGUUUUUGGACAGAAAGGCCAUGGAAAUCGCCCUGGUGGGCUCGCUGGCAAAAUGGGACGAGUACAUUGAAGAGACGGGAAACACCAUUUGCGGGCAAAAGCCUUUGGCCAUUGUGCUUCGGUUAUUGGAGGAGGCACAGGCGCUGAAAGGAUUUAACUGGCUCGGCUACUCGCAGAGCUCCCAGGUAACAAGACCCUCUGAGCUGAGUGUGUCGUAUGCUCUGGGAUACGUGGUGGCGUAA